UUGUCAUUACUUUUGCAAGUAGAGGUAUAAUAUUGAUAUCGGAUUGGAUAUUAGUAUUUGCAUGUCAACUCUUUUUUUUCUGUUUCUAAUUAGCUAAAAUUUAAAUUAAUUAUAAUCCAUGGGCGAUAUGGCACAACAAAUAAACGAACUGGAGCUGAUGUUUGAAAGAGCAACAUCGCCGUCAAAUUUAGAACCAGAUCUGCUGGCCAUAGAUACGAUCGUGAAAAUAAUUCAAACCGAUAAGCAUUUAUCGUCGUUCGCCGCUCAGAAGAUUAAAGACAAAGUCAAUUCCACCAAUCCGAAAGUGGUUCUACUGUCAUUAGACAUUUUAGACGAAUGCAUGACCAAGUGCACCAAUGUGCACGGCGAAGUUGGCAAAUUUAAGUUUCUCAACGAACUGAUCAAACUAGUGUCACCAAAGUAUAAGGGCGAUGAAACAUCCAAGGACAUUCAGUGUAAAAUUUUGGACUUGCUGCUGAUCUGGACGAUUCAAUAUCCACAAGAGCAUAAAAUCAAAGAGGCCUACGAUAUGUUAAUUAAACAAGGCGUUGUCCAUGAACCGCCGAAGAGUACUCGAACUGAAAAAACAAAACCCCUUCCGUCGGACUUCGAUUCCAUUCCACAGAAACUACUGCUGAGCACGAAUCCUCGGGAUAUACAGGUUGCGAAUCUGAUGAUCAAGUCAAUGAUGGAAAAUAAAAGCCGCAGUGCUGAAAUCAAAUUAAGGCGUGGCCUCGAAUUGAAAAAAGCUAUGGACAAUGCUUCCCUGCUGAACGACAUGCUGAACAACUUUAAACUUAAUGAAACUACAGAGGACGAAUUGGUCACAAUUAGGGAGUUGUAUACGUCGUGUAACAAUUUACUUCCGACAAUAUCUAGGCUGGCCGAGGAUGUUCAUAAUAACGAACUGUUAGGUGAGGCGCUUAAAGUCAACGACUGCUUAUUGGAUAUAACAAAACGUUACAACGAUGUUGUCAACAAUACAGGACCAAAGUGGCCAAAGUGGCUCGGUACCUCGACCACUCCACAAAGCUCAAAUCCAUCAAGCGCUGAUCUGCUAACAAAUAACAAAUUCCCAAAAACAUCGACGUCAACACAAGCAGCCACUACCCUAGAUGAACUGAAUGAAAUUUUUUCUAGUCAUUCCACACCAACACCGCUACCGUUCGACGUAACAGACGUGUUGAAACCAAUUUCGGUUCAAGCUGGUGUUCCUGCGCAGUCAGAAUCAAUUAGCAGCAUCUUUGAACCGCUGAAACCGAAACCUCUGCAGCUGAUAGAUGACAUCAGUGAAGAUCUGUUCAAGGAAGUGUUGAGCACUGACGAACGACAAGGAUCGUUUAACAAGGCAGCCGAUAAGACGCCACUAAAUGCACUAGUAAAUGCGAAACAGUCACCAAUAAGGAAUUUUGCCGAUCUGGAUUCGAUAGUAAGCAACCUAAAAACAAAUUUAACAUGUGGCAGUGAAAGCAAUCACUCCAAGCCUUGUGAUGACGACGAAAUGAUUGAAAUUGCACCAUCCGACGAUAACCUACUGUUGACCGCUACUGUGUCCGAUGUGAUAGAUGCACAACAGUUGUUAACUGCAUCGAGAGAUACCGACACUGCACUGCAACAAGACUUAAAAAUCGGCGGCGAACUAGCGGAUCGUCCAUUAUCCAAUUUUAAUAUUGAAAUUGAUUCAAUUACGCCGGGCGACAGUCCUCCCCGGGUCAUAAUGAAGGAAACAGCUGGACUAGAGAUUACGUUAUAUUUUACUAAAGAUCGUCCCCGCGAUGAUAUUUCUGUGAUAGUUAUAACGACAACCAAUCAUAAUUCGAUUUCUGUGAAGGACUAUCAAUUCGAUGCCAGUGUUUCGAAGCCAUGCAAGUUACGGCUCCAACCAGCGUCCGACACAAAUCUUCCAGGAAUUCUACCGUUUCGUCCGCCAACGAAAGAAAUCACGCAGAUAAUGCUGCUAUCAAACAAGACCGGUGUCUCGCCGAAAAUUACUUGCAUAGUUAGCUACUGUCUGGAAAACGAUCCGGAUCCAGUGAAAGAGUCUAUCACCAUCACCGAUCUACCGAAUUGAAAUGAGAGAAAGUACUUGGAAACAAUGGAAACUAAAAUUCCGGGCAUUUUAAGAUGAAAGUAUUGUAACUGUAGCAUACAUGUUGCGCAUGUUGUCAAACAAUUAACAAACAAACAAACAAAAACUAAGAAAAUUUAAAACAAA
Messenger RNA from Bradysia coprophila, 2215 nucleotides. It is a transcript of the gene Gga, whose product is annotated as ADP-ribosylation factor-binding protein Gga. The record is from RefSeq and is a predicted model, not a curated record. Gene Ontology annotation, biological process: protein localization to cell surface; intracellular protein transport; Golgi to plasma membrane transport. Lineage: Eukaryota; Metazoa; Arthropoda; Insecta; Diptera; Sciaridae. Gene Ontology annotation, molecular function: small GTPase binding; phosphatidylinositol binding; ubiquitin binding. Gene Ontology annotation, cellular component: trans-Golgi network.